AUGGACGAAGACCUGAUCCCUCUCACGGGCCAGACGGCACCUCCUCCCCUUCCCCCUUCACCCCCACACGUACCCCAACGUUGGAGGGAAAGCGAAAGCUACCAAGUGCUCAUGCGUAUCCCUCUCGCCGGAGUGUCCAACAUGUUCUCCUCCGCACUUACCAACCCGGUGGACAUAAUCAAAGUACGUCAACAGCUGCGCACCUCCCCCUCUUUGCCCGGAACGUUCUGGGCCAUCGGAAGCCAGAUGAUCCGGACCGAGGGCCCGCUCUCGCUCACCAGGGGCAUAUUAGCGGGCGUCAUGCGGGAGAGUAUAUACGGCACGAUCAGGUUGGGGACGUACGAGUUCUGGAAGGAGACGUGGAAGCGAUUGAGCGCAGGGAGGCUGGAUGAAAGGGGACUGCCGUUGAAGGUUAUGAGCGCGCUGACGAGUGCGGUUGUCGGCGCAUCACUGGCGAACCCGACAGACUUAGUGAAGAUUAGGAUGCAAGCCCCCUACCCCCCCGGCCAUCCCCCACCAUACCGGUCCACGCUCUACGCCUUCCGCUCCGUCUACCUCGAAGGCGGCGGCACCCUGCUCGGCGGCAUGCGUUCCCUCUGGCGCGGCACGGGGCCCACAGUCGCGAGAGGGAUCGUCAUCUCUGUGAGCCAAAUCGUCGGGUAUGACCAGUGUAAGCAGACCUUGAAGUAUGGCAUGGGGUGGGGGGAGGGGCUGAGGCUGCAUCUGGCUGCGAGUUUGUUUGCCGGCCUGCUAUGUUCGAUCACCUCCAACCCGGUGGAUGUUGUCAAAGUCCGGAUAAUGAACGAUUCAAACCGACAAUAUCGAUCCAUCCUCCAUUGCGUGGGUACGAUCCUGCGGAACGAGGGGACCACAGCGUUCUACAAGGGGUUCAUGAUGUGCUGGGCUAGGUUGGGAAGCCAUACAGUGGUGACGUAUUUGAUCUUUGAGAGACUGAGGAUGUGGGCGGGGGUGAGACCGAUGUAG
Molecule: messenger RNA, 984 nt
Organism: Dacryopinax primogenitus
Lineage: Eukaryota; Fungi; Basidiomycota; Dacrymycetes; Dacrymycetales; Dacrymycetaceae
Product: mitochondrial carrier
Exons: 6
Coding region: 1-984 (327 amino acids)
Source: RefSeq, a predicted model, not a curated record